This is a messenger RNA of Prosopis cineraria, 1965 nucleotides long. RefSeq lists its product as uncharacterized. The coding region runs from base 672 to 1508 and encodes 278 amino acids. The record is from RefSeq and is a predicted model, not a curated record. The transcript has 7 exons. NCBI's taxonomy places the organism in Eukaryota, Viridiplantae, Streptophyta, Magnoliopsida, Fabales, Fabaceae.
UGAAUGCAUUUCCUCCCAAAUGAAGAAGCCGGAAACGUAGAUUAGUCGAAACUCCCCAGCCCUAAAUCCCGCCAACACGGAAGCCCGCCGAUAACACCGAGGAAAUAAAUCAUUUAAAAAGGAACCCGCGCGUUUUUUUCGAUUGUCAUCGAAGUUUUAGAUAUACAAUUGAAUUGAAGAAUUGACGAUGAUUUCAAGUCCGAAAGACUUUGAUGCCCCUUAUUAGAGCUUCGUGCUCGCUCAGUCUGCUCUCCCUCCCGCCAUUCCUCGCUACUGAAGUGGCGCGUGGUGCACUCUCGUCGGUCGAUUCCUCCGUCUUCUGCCGGCGAUCGGCUUAUUCCCGGUCGUAACAAAAUUGGAAUAGUCGCUGGUCUGAUGCUCGCUUUUCACCGUCCUCGUCUAAGUUAGGGAGGUUUCCUGCCAUCGCUGUUUGUUUUCUCGUAACAUUGAUUAGGUUUUCUCCAUCCGUGUAUCUGGGGCAAAGCUUUUCCCAUUGAUGCUUCUUCUACUUCUCUCACAUCCACCACUCGUCCACAUAGCAAGGUAUAGCUGCAUUCUACUCAGCACUUCUCUACGGCGGAUGUCGGAUGAGGAUGGUUCAAAAAUUUGAUUGAUUUUGUUUAAACUGGCUUCGUGAAUUUUGCUGUUAACCCCUCUCCCUGAAGUAAAUCAUGGGGAGUGGAGAUAAUUUUAGCGAUGGGAUUGCGGAAACCCGUACUGCUCUGGCUGACUGCACGAAUCGGCCCCAGAAGAGGGCGUUUUCAUCGAUUUCGGUUGACCCGGCUCCUGAAUCUGGACAUGGGUGUUGUAAGAUUGAUAACAUUGGUGGGGAUUUACAUUUCUCAAAGAAAGCUUGUAUCGAAGGCAGACACGCUGCGGGCGAUUCGCAAGAAUUGGCAAAUCAUGACUCAGCAAAUGAAGAAAGGGACCGAAGUCUUCCCAAACUGGCCUCCUCCAAAUGUGGGGCAACUGAAUGUUCGAAAAUCUCUGGUUCACUGGAUUCCAAAUUUCCUGGGCUGGAAAGAUGUGUUGGACUUAAGGGCGGUGGCAGUGAAAAAUCAACCGAGGACGAGGAUCCUCUCAAAGCUUGCUCUUGUUUUUUCUGCUCUACUGCUGCUUAUAUGUGGUCGGACCUCCAUUACCAGGAUAUCAAAGGUAGAUUAAGCGCUUUGAAGAAGAGCCAGAAAGAAGCAGCAAAGCUGGUUCAGAAAAUUUCUGGAGCGAAGGAUAAUGCUGUGUACAGUCAACGAACUUCUGCGGACUCAUCAAAACUAGAAUUGGACCUAAUGGAUCAGUGGAGGUCACUGUUUGGUCAUAUGGAGAAUACCCUGGCUGACGAAAGUCGCCAGCUCUUCACUAUGCUGCAAGAAAAUAUUGAAUUCGUUUGUUGGUCAAGGGUAAGAAAGUCGUAUGUCAAAUGGGCGCUGGGUUUGCCCGAGCCAUGUUCUAAUUUUAACGUCUGCCGGAUCAGUAAUUGGAAUCAAGUUUUGAAAAACUUAAAGAUCUGAGGGAGAGCUUCAAGAAUGAUCAAGAGGUGAUUGACAAGAGGCGUUCUCAAAGUCGCUAGUGAUGAAAUGUUUCUUAUGUUGUAAGAUUGAUAUAUAUAUAUAUAUAUAUAUAUGUUUGUGCGCGCGCGCCCUUAUGUUAGUUUGUAUUCACUCACCAGUGUUUAUGGGUUGUUACAACGGACAAGGUACCUGUAGAGUACUUUAAAAUCAUAUAUCGAAACGUGUCGUUUCCUUCGUCAGACGUGAAACAAAUCUGCCUCUGGGAUUGCUGGCAUAUAUCUGAAGCCUUUGGAAUUGGGGAAUCAUUGAUGGUUCUGCUUCCACUUUGGUUCCAUUUGGUUGUAAGAUGAUUAAAAAAGAUAUGUAAAUUACAUUUAUUAGGAGAGGAAUUAUUAGUUUAUGAAUUGAAAAUUGUGAUUUAUAAAAUUUUUAAAGAGUAUAAUGAUUUUCACAUUUA